Molecule: messenger RNA, 2152 nt
Organism: Poecilia latipinna (sailfin molly)
Lineage: Eukaryota; Metazoa; Chordata; Actinopteri; Cyprinodontiformes; Poeciliidae
Product: adenosylhomocysteinase 2-like
Exons: 18
Coding region: 142-1794 (550 amino acids)
Biological process (GO): L-methionine cycle
Cellular component (GO): cytosol
Source: RefSeq, a predicted model, not a curated record
UAGUAGCUGCCCACAAAGUUUCUCAGCCAGGUGACAGUUGAGUCAGAAGAGAAACAGCACGGACGCUGCCUACGCAACCAAACUGGAUACAUAAAGAUAUUUUUCAUCUCCAAGCCAAAGUAAGGUUUCACUGCUGCCAACAUGUCCGAGACAGCCGGGGAUGCGAAACCGGAGGUGAAGCAGGCGAGCAAAGAAGUGAAGGAGAGCGAAAAUGUCGCGGAAAAAUAUUCAGCCAUGACCGUGAGCAAGAACAGCGAAAUUAACAUGGGAGAGCUGUCGUCGGUGUUCAGCGCUGUGCCCACUCACAAACCAGUUAAAAAGCAAAUUCAGUUUGUUGAGGAAAAACAGGAGUUCAGCAGGUUUCCCACCAAAACCGGCCGCCGUUCCCUGUCCCGCUCCAUCUCGCAGUCCUCCACCGACAGCUACAGCUCUGCUGCGUCCUACACUGAUAGCUCAGAUGACGAGUCUUCGCCUCGGGACAAAACACAAGUCAACUCGAAGGGCAGCAGCGACUUCUGCGUGAAAAACAUCAAGCAGACUGAAUUUGGGAGACGUGAGAUCGAGAUAGCAGAACAAGAUAUGUCGGCGCUGAUCUCACUCAGGAAGAGAGCACAGAGUGAGAAACCUUUAGCGGGUGCCAAAAUCGUGGGCUGCACUCACAUAACUGCUCAGACUGCAGUGCUGAUUGAGACUCUGGUGGCUCUUGGGGCUCAGUGCCGUUGGACUGCUUGUAACAUUUAUUCAACGCAGAAUGAAGUUGCUGCUGCCCUGGCAGAGAGAGGUGUGGCUGUGUUUGCCUGGAAAGGAGAAUCUGAGGAUGACUUCUGGUGGUGUAUUGACCGCUGUGUCAACACUGAGGGCUGGCAGCCCAACAUGAUCCUUGAUGAUGGUGGAGACCUGACACACUGGGUGUAUAAGAAAUAUCCAAACGUCUUCAAGAAGAUCAGAGGCAUUGUAGAGGAGAGUGUUACUGGGGUUCACAGGUUGUACCAGCUUUCUAAAGCGGGGAAGCUGUGUGUUCCAGCCAUGAACGUAAACGACUCUGUGACGAAGCAGAAGUUUGACAACCUGUACUGCUGCAGGGAGUCUAUCUUAGAUGGUUUGAAGCGAACCACAGAUGUCAUGUUCGGAGGAAAGCAGGUGGUGGUUUGUGGGUACGGUGAGGUUGGAAAAGGUUGCUCUGCAGCUCUGAAGGCUUUGGGAGCCGUCGUCUACGUUACAGAGAUUGAUCCCAUCUGUGGCCUGCAAGCCUGCAUGGAUGGAUUCAGGGUCGUCAAGCUGAAUGAGGUCAUUCGCCUGGUCGAUAUUAUCAUCACAUGCACUGGGAACAAAAACGUGGUGACCAGGGACCAGCUGGAUCGAAUGAAAAAUGGCUGCAUUGUGUGCAACAUGGGACACUCAAACACUGAGAUCGAUGUGGCGAGUCUACGGACUCCUGAGCUGACGUGGGAACGAGUCCGCUCUCAGGUGGAUCAUGUGAUCUGGCCUGAUGGCAAAAGGGUCAUCCUGCUGGCUGAGGGGCGCCUGUUGAACCUGAGCUGCUCCACCGUUCCCACCUUUGUCCUUUCCAUCACAGCCACCACUCAGGCUUUGGCCCUCAUAGAGUUGUAUAAUGCCCCAGAGGGACGUUACAAACAAGACGUGUACUUGCUCCCCAAAAAAAUGGAUGAGUAUGUGGCCAGUUUGCAUCUGGCCACUUUUGAUGCCCACCUGACAGAACUCACUGAUGAGCAGGCAAAGUAUCUGGGUUUGAAUAAAAAUGGCCCCUUUAAGCCAAACUACUACAGGUAUUAGGCUGCCACCACCACGGUCUGGACCAGCCCUACGUGGAUCUGUAUAUUUCUGAUAUUACCCGUUCUCAAGAAAGAUAGACUUAUCUAUCUUGUAUUUUAUAUUUUUCAUGGGAGGUACAAGUUGUAUUUAGACGCAUCUGAUGUGCUGCUUCCUGUAAACGAUGCACGUGGCACUUAGCUGGCUAUAAAAGGUUAAUGUAAUAAUUACAGCACUAGGAUAUCUGAUAGAUGUACUGAAUGUGUUUCCUUAGCUGCUGAUUCCUGUCUGGGAGCUACUUAGAGCUUUUCCAGUAAAAUGUGCCAAAUAACAGAGGGCUAGUGUUGUGAAAGAUAAAGAAGUAAAAACGAGAUAAACCUGU